This is a messenger RNA of Odocoileus virginianus texanus, 12757 nucleotides long. It is a transcript of the gene MAST4, whose product is annotated as microtubule associated serine/threonine kinase family member 4. Gene Ontology annotation, molecular function: magnesium ion binding; protein binding; ATP binding. NCBI's taxonomy places the organism in Eukaryota, Metazoa, Chordata, Mammalia, Artiodactyla, Cervidae. The record is from RefSeq and is a predicted model, not a curated record. Gene Ontology annotation, biological process: intracellular signal transduction; cytoskeleton organization; peptidyl-serine phosphorylation.
GGUUUCCAGAAUAUAUGUUCUCUGUUUCUUUCCUUAUUCGUAUUUGAUUGCUCUUGUUAACGUACUUAGCACUGCACUGUUCUUAAAAAUCAGUUUUCCAAAAUGAAAAUCCAGGCUCCCAUCUCUUGUGUCUCCAGUUGGUAUUUUCCCAGUUGUAGGGUUUGCCUGUUCGCACAAGUCUUUGCCUCACAGCAGAGUUCAACUUCCCCCAAAUUAAGGCAGUUAGUUUAUUCCUCUUUCUGAUGAUUGCCAUAUAUAGAAAAAAAUCUAAUUAUUUUCAUUGGGCAACCGUUCCCCGUGUCUUUCUUGUGGAACAUGACUGAUUUUGUUAACUCCACCAGGGGAAGAAUAAGCAGAACUUCCUGCGGGUGGCCAAAUUCUAUUCAAGAGCAUCCCCAGGAGGCAGGGAAUAGUUGAGGUUUGCUGAAAUAAACUCUUUUAUAAGUAUGAUGCUGUUGCUUUGUUAUUAUUUUUUCCAGUCUGCAUGGUGAAGAGGACUUUUCAUUUCACUGAGGUGAAAACUGGGUCUGUGAGAGGAGCGACUUUCUUUGAAAAAAAAAAAAAAUCAGAAACCAAUUACUUGAUAUGCAGAGCCAAAAGCCUCAUUCCCUUAACGAAAUCAGUGCAGUGUGCACUGUCGUUAACCUGAGGAAAGCGGCUGACAUCUCUUGAUUACCGCUGGAGGUGGAAGGACCGAAACUUGCAGGAUCCCCCUCCCCCUCGAGAGAAGGUUAGACCAGCCCUUUCUAGAGGUUCAUUUCGGCUCUCUGUCAUCGCCGGGACGCUGGCAGGGAAUGCGUGUCAUGGUUACAAGAGAGUGUGGUAACAUAUAACAACCAUGAAAGCCCAGCGGGAAAGGCUACAGAUUCCGGGGCUGACCUUGGAUCUCACUCCAAGGAGCCUGAGUCCAACCCCAUCCAGCCCAGGCAGUCCCUGUAGCCCUCUCUUCGCUUUUCACUUCUGGAGUUGCCGAACCAGCAACAGGAAAAGCUUGAUAGGCAAUGGACAAUCCCCAGCAUUGCCUCGGCCCCACUCACCUCUUUCUGCUCAUGCAGGAAAUAGCCCUCAAGAUAGUCCAAGAAAUUUCUCCCCCAGUGCCUCUGCCCAUUUUUCAUUUGCACGGAGGACUGAUGGACGCCGCUGGUCCUUGGCUUCCCUCCCCUCCUCUGGCUAUGGGACAAACACUCCCAGCUCUACGGUCUCUUCAUCCUGUUCCUCCCAGGAGAAGUUGCAUCAGUUACCAUAUCAACCGACACCUGAUGAAUUACACUUCUUAUCAAAACAUUUUUGUACCACCGAAAGCAUCACCACAGAGAACAGAUGCAGGAACACACCCAUGCGCCCUCGUUCCCGAAGUUUGAGCCCUGGACGUUCUCCCGCCUGCUGUGACCAUGAAAUAAUUAUGAUGAACCAUGUCUACAAAGAAAGGUUCCCAAAGGCUACAGCUCAGAUGGAAGAGCGCCUAAAAGAAAUCAUCACCAGCUACUCUCCAGACCAUGUCCUCCCCCUUGCAGAUGGAGUGCUCAGCUUCACUCACCAUCAGAUUAUUGAACUGGCUCGCGAUUGUUUGGAUAAAUCCCACCAGGGUCUCAUCACCUCACGAUACUUCCUUGAAUUACAGCACAAAUUAGAUAAGUUGCUACAGGAGGCUCACAAUCGUUCAGAAAGUGGAGAGCUGGCAUUUAUUAAACAACUAGUUCGAAAGAUCCUGAUUGUUAUCGCCCGCCCUGCUCGCUUAUUAGAGUGCCUGGAAUUUGAUCCUGAAGAAUUUUACUACCUAUUAGAAGCAGCAGAAGGCCAUGCCAAAGAAGGACAGGGUAUUAAAACUGACAUUCCCAGGUACAUCAUUAGCCAGCUUGGCCUCAAUAAAGAUCCUCUGGAAGAAAUGGCUCAGCUGGGAAACUAUGAUAGUGGGACAGCAGAAACACCAGAAACAGAUGAAUCAGUGAGUAGCUCGAAUGCUUCCCUGAAACUUCGAAGGAAACCUCGGGAAAGUGAUUUUGAAACGAUUAAAUUGAUCAGCAAUGGAGCCUAUGGGGCAGUCUAUUUCGUUCGGCAUAAGGAAUCCCGGCAGAGGUUUGCCAUGAAGAAGAUUAAUAAACAGAACCUCAUCCUCCGGAACCAGAUCCAGCAGGCCUUUGUGGAACGGGAUAUCCUGACUUUUGCAGAAAACCCUUUUGUGGUCAGCAUGUAUUGCUCCUUUGAGACCAGGCGCCACUUGUGCAUGGUCAUGGAAUACGUGGAAGGGGGUGACUGUGCUACCUUAAUGAAGAACAUGGGUCCUCUCCCCGUUGACAUGGCCAGGAUGUACUUUGCUGAGACGGUCCUGGCCUUGGAAUAUCUACAUAAUUAUGGAAUUGUACAUAGGGAUUUGAAACCAGACAAUUUGUUGGUCACCUCCAUGGGGCACAUAAAGCUGACAGAUUUUGGAUUAUCCAAGGUGGGACUCAUGAGCAUGACUACCAAUCUUUAUGAGGGUCAUAUUGAAAAGGAUGCCCGAGAGUUCCUGGACAAGCAGGUCUGUGGCACACCUGAAUACAUUGCACCAGAAGUGAUUCUGAGGCAGGGCUACGGGAAGCCAGUGGACUGGUGGGCCAUGGGGAUUAUCCUCUAUGAAUUUCUGGUUGGAUGCGUGCCGUUCUUUGGGGACACUCCAGAAGAGCUAUUUGGACAAGUCAUCAGUGAUGAGAUCAACUGGCCUGAAAAGGAUGAGGCACCACCUCCUGAUGCCCAGGAUCUGAUUACCUUGCUCCUCAGGCAGAAUCCCCUGGAGAGACUGGGAACAGGUGGUGCAUACGAAGUCAAACAGCAUCGAUUCUUCCGUUGCUUAGACUGGAACAGUUUGCUGAGACAGAAGGCAGAAUUCAUUCCCCAACUGGAAUCUGAAGACGACACAAGUUAUUUUGAUACUCGGUCAGAGAAGUACCAUCAUAUGGAGACUGAGGAAGAAGAUGACACGAAUGAUGAAGACUUUAAUGUAGAAAUAAGGCAGUUUUCCUCAUGUUCACAUAGGUUUUCUAAGGUUUUCAGCAGUAUGGAUCGAGGUACUCAGAAUUCAGGAGAAGAAAAGGAAGACCCUGGGGACAAAACUAAAUGCACAACUUUGCCAUCCACGGAAACGUUAAGCUGGAGUUCAGAGUAUUCUGAAAUGCAACAGUUAUCCACAUCCAACUCUUCGGAUACCGAAAGCAACAGACAUAGACUCGGUUCUGGGCUGCUUCCCAAGCUGGCUGUUUCAGCAGAGGCAGAACAUGAUGGGGCUGCUCCCCACCCCAGAGAGCUGCAUGAGGAGCCGGAAAAGCCAGCCCUCCCCCCGGCAGAGAGUGCUCAGGAGGAGCCCGAGGUCACCACCCCGGCCAGCACCAUCAGCAGCUCCACUCUGUCAGUUGGCAGUUUUUCAGAGCACUUGGAUCAGAUAAAUGGACGAAGCGAGUGUGUGGACAGUACAGAUAAUGCCUCAAAGCCCUCCAGUGAACCCGCUUCUCACAUGGCUCGGCAGCGAUUAGAAAGCACAGAGAAAAAGAAAAUCUCGGGGAAAGUCACAAAGUCCCUUUCUGCCAGUGCUCUGUCCCUCAUGAUCCCAGGAGAUAUGUUUGCUGUUUCUCCACUGGGAAGUCCGAUGUCUCCCCAUUCCCUGUCCUCGGACCCUUCUUCCUCAAGGGAUUCCUCUCCCAGCCGAGAUUCUUCAGGAGCUUCUGCCAGUCCGCACCAGCCCAUUGUGAUCCACAGUUUAGGGAAGAACUAUGGUUUCACCAUUCGAGCUAUCCGGGUGUAUGUGGGAGACAGCGACAUUUACACAGUGCAUCACAUCGUUUGGAAUGUAGAAGAAGGAAGUCCAGCUUGCCAGGCAGGACUGAAGGCUGGGGAUCUGAUCACGCAUAUCAAUGGAGAACCAGUGCAUGGACUUGUCCACACAGAAGUUAUAGAGCUCCUGCUAAAGAGUGGAAAUAAGGUGUCAAUCACAACCACCCCAUUUGAAAACACAUCAAUCAAAACGGGACCAGCCAGGAGAAACAGCUAUAAGAGCCGGAUGGUGAGGCGGAGCAAGAAAUCUAAGAAGAAGGAAAGUCUAGAAAGGAGGAGAUCCCUUUUCAAAAAACUAGCCAAGCAGCCUUCUCCUUUACUCCACACCAGCCGAAGUUUCUCCUGCUUGAACCGAUCCCUGUCAUCAGGGGAGAGCCUCCCAGGGUCCCCCACUCACAGCUUGUCUCCCCGAUCCCCUACACCCAGCUACCGUUCCACCCCCGACUUCCCAUCCGGUACUAACUCCUCCCAGAGCAGCUCCCCAAGCUCCAGUGCCCCCAACUCCCCGGCGGGGUCUGGACACAUCCGGCCCAGCACGCUCCAUGGUCUGGCCCCCAAACUCAGCGGGCAGCGCUACCGGUCAGGAAGGCGGAAAUCAGCCGGCAGCAUCCCCCUGUCUCCACUGGCCCGGACACCCUCUCCGACCCCACAGCCCACCUCCCCGCAGCGGUCCCCAUCCCCUCUGCUGGGGCACUCACUUGGCAAUUCCAAGAUGGCCCAAGCCUUUCCCAGCAAAAUGCACUCCCCACCCACCAUCGUCAGGCACGUCGUGAGGCCCAAGAGUGCGGAACCCCCUCGGUCCCCACUGCUCAAGCGCGUGCAGUCGGAGGAGAAGCUCUCUCCCUCCUAUGGAGGCGACAAGAAGCACCUGUGCUCCCGCAAGCAUAGCCUGGAGGUCACCCAGGAGGAGGUGCCGCGGGAGCAGCAACAGCGGGAGGUGACCUUGCAGAGCCUGGAGGAGAACGUGUGCGAUGCGCCUGCCCUCAGCCGGGCCAGGCCCGUGGAGCAAGGCUGCCUGAAACGCCCCGUGUCCCGGAAGCUGGGCCGCCAGGAGUCUGUGGACGAGCUAGACCGAGAGAAGCUGAAGGCCAAGGUGGUGGUGAAGAAACCUGAAGGGCUCUCGGAAAAACAGGAAUCCCGCCCGAAGCCCCACGGACUCAGCAGUGACUUGGAAAACCUCUGCGCUUUUAGGCUCGAAGAGAGAGAGAAGAAAAUCUAUCCGAAAGCUUCAGAGAGGUCAAAUCAUUUAGAGAGCAAAGCAGCCGGGCAGGAGGCGCAGCCCCUAUGCAGCCUUUUGAAAGACGCCCUCCACAAGCAGGCCAGCGUGCGGGCCAGCGAGGGUGUCGCCUCUGAGGGCGCGCCGGCGGCUGGGGACCACGGCCAGGGCACCUGUGACCUCAAACGAGCCUCGACUCACAGCACCCUCCCGGACGGCCUCUGUCACGCCCCCCACAGGUCCACCUCUGGGAAGGCGGACACCGCGGAGAAGGCCCCCCAGGCCAAGGAGGGUCUGCGGUGUGAGAAGUUAGACAGCAAGUUGGCCAACAUCGAUUACCUCCGGAAGAAGAUGUCCCUCGAAGACAAAGACGAGAGCCCCUGCUCUGUGCUCAAGCCCAAGGUGACUUCCGGUGUCCAGGAGGGCCUGCCUGGGAGCCUGGGCCGGACCGUGGGAGGGCAGCAGGAGACCCCGCCAGCCCCCGAGGGCCGCACGCCGUUCAUCGGCAGCGCCCACGCGGCUCAGCUCAGCGCCGUCGCCUUCGUCCCUCUCAAGGCCCUUUCUGGUCGGGUGGACAGUGGAGUGGAGAAGCCGGGCUUGGCUGCGCCGGAGUCGCCUGCCCGGAAAAGCCCCUCCGAGUAUAAGCUGGAAGGGAGGUCUGUGUCAUGCCUGAAGCCCAUUGAAGGCACCUUGGACAUUGCUCUCUUGUCGGGACCGCAGGCCUCCAAGACAGAGCUGCCUUCCCCGGAGCCUGCCCAGAGCCCCAGCCCGGGCAGUGAUGCGGGGUCCCCCAUGCCCCUGGCUCUCCCCAGCAGCACAGGGAGAAAGACUGACCCUGCGGGUCAGAGAGAGCCCUCCCCCGCCAGCUUCAAGGUGAACAAAGCCUACCUGCUCGAGCCUCGGUUCCCGCCGUCCAGCCGGGGUCUGCAGAGUUCACCGGUGGCUGCCCUGCCUGAUCCAGAGCUGAAGCUGGACAAGAAGGUCUCCCAGGCAGCGCGCGCCCCAGCGACCAUCAUGGAGAGCCAUCCCCAGCGGGGAGAGGGCCACCCCAGCCAGCACCAAGACCGCAGCCCCGACGUUAAACUCCUUCCCUUCCCGGGGCAGAACCUCCAAGGUGCCAACGCAUCUCGAUCCCGCAGCCCACUCUCUCCUGAAAGUGUCCCCCCCAGGGAGAAGCCUAGUGGGAGGGAGUUGUCCGAAAGGGGCCCUUCCGUAGUCAAGAGCGAGCGGUCAGCCACAAGGCCCGACCUCCGCAAAGAGCCCUCCAAGGAGCUGUGUCCCCCAGAAGCUGCUAAACGCAGCGACAGCUCCCAAACCCUCCCUGUGCUGGGGAGGACCCGCCCGGAUGUCUCCACCCAGACCCAGGCCUUGGAGAAAGUGUGCGGGCCUUGCGGGAGAGCAAACCCCAGAGACGGCCAAGAGGAGGCGAGGUUGCUGGCCAGAGAGGACUCUUUGCGCUCUGCGGGGGCUCCUUGUGAGAGAUAUCUGGGCGCAGAGAGCGGCCUGGAAUCCAGGAUGGAACCCACUUCUACCAGGUGGUGUCUGGAGCCACCCAGGACGGAGAGUGAGAAGAGUGAAAGGCCUUCUGGUUUCCAGUCUGUGCAGAAAGACGGUCCCAAGGAACCAGAAAGGAAAGAACAGCCCCUGCAAAAGCACGUCACCAGUGGUUCUCAGCCCAUUCCCAAGGAACUAGAACGGAAAGAACCGUGUUUGCAGAAGCACCUCACCAGUAGUUCUCAGCCAGGUCCCAAAGAACUGGAAAGGAAAGAACAGCUCCCACAAAAGCACCUUACCAGUAGUUCUCAGAUGGGUCCCAAGGAACCAGAAAUCAAAGAACAGCCUCUGCAAAAGCACCUCACCAGUAACUCUCAGCUGAGUCCCAGAGAACCAGGAAUGAAAGAACAGCCUCUGCAAAAGCACCUCACCAGUAACUCUCAGCUGAGUCCCAGAGAACCAGGAAUGAAAGAACAGCCUCUGCAGAAGCACCUCACCAGUAACUCUCAGCUGGGUCCCAGGGAACCAGAAAUGAAAGAACAGCCCAUGCAAAAGCACCUCACCAGUAGUUCUCAGCCAGGUCCCAAGGAACCGGAAAGGAAAGAACAGCCCCCACAAAAGCAUGUCACCAGUAGUUCUCAGCUGGGUCCCAAGGAACCAGAAAGGAAAGAACAGUGUUUGCAGAAGCACCUCACCAGUAGUUCUCAGCCGGGUCUCAAGGAACGGGAAAGCAAAGAACAACCUCCACAAAAGCAUGUCACCAGUAGCUCUCAGCUGAGUCCCAGGGAACCAGAAAUGAAAGAACAGCCUCUGCAAAAGCACCUCACCAGUAACUCUCAGCUGAGUCCCAGAGAACCAGAAAUGAAAGAACAGCCUCUGCAAAAGCACCUCACCAGUAACUCUCAGCUGAGUCCCAGAGAACCAGGAAUGAAAGAACAGCCUCUGCAAAAGCACCUCACCAGUAACUCUCAGCUGAGUCCCAGAGAACCAGAAAUGAAAGAACAGCCUCUGCAAAAGCACCUCACCAGUAACUCUCAGCUGAGUCCCAGAGAACCAGGAAUGAAAGAACAGCCUCUGCAAAAGCACCUCACCAGUAACUCUCAGCUGAGUCCCAGAGAACCAGGAAUGAAAGAACAGCCUCUGCAGAAGCACCUCACCAGUAACUCUCAGCUGGGUCCCAGGGAACCAGAAAUGAAAGAACAGCCUCUGCAAAAGCACCUCACCAGUAGUUCUCAGCUGGGUCCCAAGGAACCAGAAAUGAAAGAACCGUGUUUGCAGAAGCACCUCACCAGUAGUUCUCAGCCGGGUCUCAAGGAACGGGAAAGCAAAGAACAACCUCCACAAAAGCAUGUCACCAGUAGCUCUCAGCUGAGUCCCAGGGAACCAGAAAUGAAAGAACAGCCUCUGCAAAAGCACCUCACCAGUAGUUUUCAGGUGGGUCCCAAGGAACCGGAAAGGAAAGAACAGCCCCCACAAAAGCACCUCACCAGUAACUCUCAGCUGGGUCCCAAGGAACUAGAACGGAAAGAACAGUGUUUGCAGAAGCACCUUACCAGUAGUUCUCAGCCAGGUCCCAAAGAACUGGAAAGGAAAGAACAGCUCCCACAAAAGCACCUUACCAGUAGUUCUCAGAUGGGUCCCAAGGAACCAGAAAACAAAGAACAGCCUCUGCAAAAGCACCUCACCAGUAACUCUCAGCUGAGUCCCAGAGAACCAGGAAUGAAAGAACAGCCUCUGCAGAAGCACCUCACCAGUAACUCUCAGCUGGGUCCCAGGGAACCAGAAAUGAAAGAACAGCCCAUGCAAAAGCACCUCACCAGUAGUUCUCAGCCAGGUCCCAAGGAACCGGAAAGGAAAGAACAGCCCCCACAAAAGCAUGUCACCAGUAGUUCUCAGCUGGGUCCCAAGGAACUAGAAAGGAAAGAACAGUGUUUGCAGAAGCACCUCACCAGUAGUUCUCAGGUGGGUCCCAAGGAACCAGAAAGGAAAGAACAGUGUUUGCAGAAGCACCUCACCAGUAGUUUUCAGGUGGGUCCCAAGGAACCGGAAAGGAAAGAACAGCCCCCACAAAAGCAUGUCACCAGGAGUUCUCAGCUGGGUCCCAAGGAACCAGAAAGGAAAGAACAGUGUUUGCAGAAGCACCUCACCAGUAGUUCUCAGCCGGGUCCCCAGGAACUGGAAAGGAAAGAACAACCUCCACAAAAGCAUGUCACCAGUAGCUCUCAGCUGGGUCCCAGGGAACUAGAAUGGAAAGAACAGCCCCCACAAAAGCACCUCACCAGUAGCUGUCAGCCCCCACCCCCCACCAAAGAGCUCCCUGGCCUGGCUUGUCAGCACUACAUCCUGCCCGGCCACCCCGCUGCCUCUCUGCCGGGGAGCAAGCCCUGUGCUACAGACUCCAGCUUCCAGGACGCUCUCAGGCCUGCUGCUCUGCACGGUGACAGCAGCAGCCAGAAGCCCAGGUCUGACCCCAGCCUGGGCCCUCCAAAGUCUAAGUUCCCAGACUGGCCCCUCUCCUCCCAGAAGCCGGGCGCCGAGGCUGCAGUGAGCAAAGAGCCUGGCGCUCAGACCCUCGGCAGAGUGGGGGUGGGGAGCGGUAAGGGUGCGUCAGAGGAGUUCCCUGUCCUCCCAGGUCCCCAGGAGACAGCCCGUGAAGUGACUGGCCAGGGAGCCAGUGGGCGCUCAGUCCCCCUGCCCACGGAAGGGGGUCCUCGGGACACAAAGCUGAGACCCACCAGCGCUGGGUGUCCCCCAGAGGCACUGGAGAUGCGAGGACUCCUCGGGGCCAGUGAGUCAGUGGACCAGAAACUUCCCACCGUCAGGGAAAGGCAAAACCUGUCUCCAAAGGCCCCCACACCAUCCACUGUGAAAGAUUGUCCCCCUCUGUGCAAACAGACAGACAGGAGCCCGAGUCCGCUGGCCACCAGCGCCGACGCCGGCAAGUCUGAAGGGAAGAAACGCACUGAAGCACUUUACACCCCUGCGGAUGGUGAGAAGCCGGGUGCCGGCUUGACCUCAGUGCACAGUGAGGCUGGGCCCAAGGGUGCGGAGAAGCCGGCAGCAGCCGCUGGGAAGGGCUGGCUGGAGGCCAAGGGGCAAGGGCCCAGUCCCCAGAGGCCACUGAGCGAGGCGACCAAGCCCAGCGGCAUGAAGCAGUCACCCUCAGCCACAGUGCAGGGUUCUCUCUGCUGUGCCACCCUCCCAGAGAAGUCUCUGAGCUACUCCUGUGGCUUUCCCGAGGCCAGACCAGCAGUUCCAGAGACUUCUACCACCUCCAGCGACGCCUCCUCUGCCAAGGCCAGCGAGCCUGCAGCAGAACCCCCAGCCUCGAGCAGCAGGGACCAGCGGAAAGCCCUGCCUGGUGAGGGCGGCAGAACCCAAAUGACCAAGAGCGACUCCUUGCCAUCCUUCCGCAGCUCAGCUAUCACUCUGGAGUCCCAGCACCCCAACCCUGGCCUGGUGGCGGGCACCAGCCACCGGGACAGGGCCCUCUCAGUAACCGCCGCCGUGGGAGAAGCCAAAGGGAAAGAGCCAGCCCCCACCCCGCCAGCUCAGACCAGGAACCAGAGUGUGGGCAGAGAGGCGGCCAAGCCGUCCCCCGCUCCAAGCACUGAGCGCCCCGCCGUUCUCCCUUCUGAGAAGGACACUGGGCUGCGACAGAGGCGGGGGAAAGAGAGUUUGCGCGGCAGCCCCCACAAAAAGGCCUUGUGAUGGGGCAGGCCCGGGCGGUACUGGGGAAACCCACCCUGCGUGUGUAACUGUGUCUUGACUACCUUGGAAACCAGCAUUGUGGGACACCACCCCCCCACCCCCCUGCUAUCGGCAGAGCCUGGAGCCUCACUGAAGAAGCUAGGAGACAAGAGACAGAGAAAGAGGGGACCUUCUUCCAAAUGCCUUCCCAAAUUGGAACCGGUAAACUGUUACCAGAUAGUGUUUGUACAAAAUAAAACAACAAAAAAUUCUUUCUGGUUGAGGUUGAGGGUUGUUGAGGGAAAAGACUUUCUCUGUAAAUAUCUAGCAAUGUGUUUGGAUUGGGAUGUAGAGUCGAUACCUUGCUGAUGGCAUCAUUUACUACAACUUUUGGGGUUUUUUUAGUAGGAUGUUUGCUCUACCAUUGAUCACGAUGCAGUCAUGAAGCAAAAUGGCUAAAACAGGGUGCUUGUUAAAAUAUAGAUGCACCCUUGUUUGUGUAUAUACACAUCCACCCACGUGUUUUGGUCUGUGGUUGAAGAGACUCUUGCAAGGCUACAUUUUUUUUUCUAAGCUAAAACAUUCUGAGUAGAGUUGAUGGUGAAGGCAAGCCUGAAAUACACUAGAUUGUGAGUUUGUAUGUGUAUUUUUAACCAGAAGUUUUGAUAGCACUAUAUCUGGCUACCUAUCUUUCCAGAUCUAAAGCAAGAAUGACUAGAAUCACUGCAUCUGGAAUGCUCCUCCAUCAGGAAUGGUCACAACAGAUGGAGCUAGCCAUUUUCAUUUCACUAAUGGCCAUUUUGAUCCUGGGCCCAACUGUCUCAGAGGCCAGUCGUCCUUGUCUGUGGGUGUGUGUCAACUCUUCACCGUAGGUAGAUCGAGGGCUAUAAACACACGUUGAUUUUUAUUUCUGCUCUGGUUUCCCUCCUUCCCAUGCUCUUAAAUAAACUCAGGCCUUUAUGCUAUGAGUCGCUAGUCCAAGAAGCACACAUUUUGUAGUAGUUCUGCGCCUGCCCUGCUGUUGAGCAAAAAAGAAAAUAACUGGCCGCACACAAAUCUGCUUGUAUUUAGGUUGAUUAAUAAGCACUAGGCAUUGGAAGAGGUUUUCACUUUGCUUUUUUGAGGAAAAGUGGAGGGGGUAUGGAUUUUGGCAUCAUAGCAUAUAUUUUAAGGAAUAAUCAGGACAUCAGAUACAUUUUAAUACAUAGCUGGGGCCUUAUGUUGUAGAUGAAGCUUGCUGUUUUUAGCAAGUUCCUGGGUUUCACAUUCAUUUCUGGUGCAUCAGGUAGCUCCAUACAUUUCAUAACAUGGUCUCUUUAUUUGUAUGCAAAAAAAAAAAAAAAUACUAUAUUAAUAAAGAGCAGCAUUUUUGUAACAAAAAGACUUGUUGGAGCUAUUUGGUGCUUGAAUGUGACUGUCCUUUUUACUUUUGCUAAGCCUUAUUUAAAUUUUGUAUACCAUGGAAUAUGUAGGAUUUGUCCAAUCACUUUAGUGCUGAGGGGGUCUUCGUGUUUUUUUGUUGCAGUUUUCCUGGUGGCUUGUUUUGUGUUAUGAGACGGCACUUGCUGACAUAAGUACUAAGGCACUAAGAGAAAAUACACACAGCUAAGUAUUUAUAAGAUGCUUGGGAUCCAUAGCAGGAUUUUUGUUUUGUUUUAUAAGAGAAAAAAAUCACCAGUAAAUACUAGUCCAGCACCCAAUCCCCCUCCCCCGCAGGGAUGUCUUCGUAUCUUCAGGCUAUGAAAUUGUUCACCUAAGCACAGCAUCAUCUUACAUCCCUGUGGAUUGUAAAUCAUUUAGUGAGGCUGUAAACUCCACUCCAAAAACAAAGGCAUAACUUAACCAAUUGCUUGGUUGUCCUUCAUUGUAAAAUGAGUUGACAGUGGUGAAAAAACUCUCUUCCUUGCCCCUGAUUUUUUUUUCCCAUGAGAUUUUAGCCGUUUCCCAUCACCAAGUUGUGAAUUGUAGAAGAAACAAAUAUUUUGAAAGAACUUAAAUGGGUUUGAAAAAUGGUCUCAACAUUUAUAAUUCGUACCUGCAUUCGGCGGCUGUCAUAACCCAACCCUUCUGCACCCAGACAUCUGGACAGGUCUGUUGGGGAGGUAAUGUAUGGUUUACAGCCUUUGCUUUUUAACUGUCCAGUUUUCUUUAAAGCACAACUAGCUGCUUGUUUACAAAUGAUAUUUUAAAAUGUAUAUUUUGUAUAGCGUAUUAUCAUUUUUGCCAAAUAUGUUUUUGAUUUUGGAUGGCUACAGAGUCCCUAAGAUUGCAUUCGUGUAGUAACUGUUCGUUGUUGUAAACCUCUCCAGUCAGAUGGUAGAAAUCCUCCUGUGUUAUGUUUGGUUGGUCUCCUGUGAUUGUACGGUGUGCUCCUCGCUAGUACUCCCAGCUGUAGAUUUACCAGCUUAAAGUUUGUUAGGAUCUGUGCAAUAAAGUGUUUGCAGUCUUAUUUUCUCUAAGAAAUUCCCUAUGGAUGUCAUAAUUGUUGUAUAUUGAACAAAUAUUUAUACUUAUGCAGUUGCAUAACAUUGAAAUAAAAAUUUAGCAUGAAAA